UCAAUGUUUUGUCGUUUGUGUUGAAGAAAGGAAGUGCUAGUGUUUAAUAUGCGUGACGAUUUAUGUAUUUAUUAAAUUAAAUUAAAAUAAAACAAGUUAAUAAAAAGCCAGUGAAAAUAAGCUAGAAGUGUCUUUAAUAUAAAAAGGAAACGUUCACCAAAAGAACGCGCAAUCUUCGUGAUUUAUACACAUUUUAUGGUUUUUUUUUUUAACGCCGAGUGCCAAGUAAUCGGUCGCAGACGUACCAGACAAAAAAUCCGAGCAGAUCGUAACAGAACCGAAAAUUGAUCUUUAAAUUUUAGUGCAACUAAAAUACAAGUGGAUACAGUUCACAAUUCAACAUCGAAACACCUAACUAUAUCCUCAACGUGAAUAUCUAUCGCCAAAAAACAUAAGCUGAGUUUUGUUUUUGUGUUUGUGUUAUUGCAGAAGCAGCGACAUCGGCAACGAAAAAAGUGCCUCCAAAUAGCACUACAUUACACAAGAAUUAAAUAGCAGAGAACAUGGCGAGUGAAAUCGAUGAACUAAUAGAAAAACUGAAGUCAACUUCAGUGAGUUCGGCCAACACCAGCGGCGAUAGCAAUAGCAACACCACCAACAACAUUCUCACAAAAAUAUCCGCUACAAAAGAUCCGAAACUAUUCGACAAGCAUGAGUUAGCUGAUCUAUUCAUGGCUCUUGCACAAUCAGAGGAAUCGAACAUAUGCAAGGAAGCUGCCAAAUGCAUUGCCGAAAUCACAAAAUCCGAAGUGCAACGUAAAAAGUUCACCAAACGUGAAAUAAUCGAAGUAUUUUUGAAUUGUCUACGUGAGUUGUCGGCCGAUAAGAAUCUGGAGUUGCCCAUACAAAUUUGUCGGGCGCUCGGUAAUAUUUGCUACUUGAACGAUGAGGCGCGCGAUCUAAUCCUAGAGCUGCAAGGUGACGAGGUACUAAUUCGAUUGCUCGAUAUAACACACAUUGGGGACACUGAGAAUGCGUUGCAGUUCAUUAAAGUGCGUGGCGGGCUACUUUCGAAUUAUCUACUCGGUGGCGAGGGUUUGGCCAAACGUGCUAUGGAGUUGCAAAUUAUGCAAAAACUACAACAGAUCAUCACAAUUGGAGUGGCUAAUGUUGAGGAACAUGAGGAUUUGCUAUUGAAUACUUUGCCAUUGCUCAGCAUACUCACUGAAAAUGUGGCCGAUUUGAAUUUCGAUGCGAAUCUCAAUAUUCAGCUGUCGCAUAUUUUGGCAGCCUCCACAAAUCCCGAUUUAGCGGAAAUGUGCCUUGAACUGCUGCAUUAUCAGGCGGAGAAUGAUGAUGUCAAAUUGCUAUUGGCAAAGGAUGGACUCUGCGAAACGAUCUACAAUCUGCUUGAGAAAUAUAAGACUUUGGCGAGUACCAGUGAGGCGCGUGCCCUAAUGAAAUUGGCGUGCGAAUUGAUUGUGUUGAUACUCACGGGAGACGAAUCGAUGCAUUAUCUUUAUUCUACGCCGCUUCUGAAGAGUAUGGAGGAUUGGCUUGAUUCACAGGAUAUCGAUCUACUCACCACCGGAGUGCUUGCAUUGGGUAAUUUCGCACGCACCGACAGCCACUGCAUUUAUAUGGUAGAAAAUAAGAUUAUGAAUAAAUUGCUCGAUGUGUUGGCCAAAAACAAUGGCGUCAAAGAUGAUGUGCGUCUCCAGCAUGCCUUACUGAGUGCGCUGCGAAACCUCGUCAUACCCAAACCAAACAAAAACGCUGUCAUACAAGCGGGACUUGUUGAAACUAUACUGCCGAUGUUGGAGAUACAUCAACCACCGGUAGUUUUUAAGCUGCUUGGUACUUUGCGCAUGACAGUGGAUGGUCAAGAAAAACUUGCCUUGGAACUGCUGCGCAAUAAAACGCUAAUCGAGCAACUUGUCCAUUGGAGCAAAUCUUCGGAUUAUGCUGGCGUUACUGGCGAAUCGUUGCGGCUCAUGGCAUGGCUCAUCAAACACGCCUACUUGGGUAGAAUUGCCUAUGCGCUGCCACGUAAAGGUGAUGCGCCUGUUGAACAUUUCGCCGACAAACUGCCACCAGAAGACUACGAUCGUAGCAGCUUAAAGGCGUUCAUUGCCAAUGAGGGCACUGUUGAGGCUAUGAUCAAUAUGUUGACAUCACAACAUUUAGUCAUGCAGAAUGAAGCGCUAAUUGCCUUAUGUAUUUUAUCUGUGGUCUACUUAACGAAUAGUAGUGCUGCUAAAGAAGACGAUGUUAAUCUGGAAGAGAUAUUCAUAAAACAUGAAGUUGGCAAAAAAUUAGCCGAGCUAAUACGUAAAUCAUCUGAUACAAUGACCAAGGAAAUUGUGGAAAAUUUGCAAAAUUUCAGUAAUCUCCUGCGCAUCUCUGGCAAUUUAGUGACGCAUUUAGAGGAAAACAAUAUCAAUGAGCUGCUGAAGUCAAUACCGAUACUGACGGAGUAUUGUACGCUCUAAAAAGAUGCACUACUAAAUGCGUAUACCGCUCGGGGUAGGGAGCUUACUAGUUAGGGAACUGGUGAGAGAUAUUUUAAUAGAAGGCUUGUAACGUGUAUCGAGGGCGAGACGAAAUUUUACUUAGGGAAAAGUGUUGGGCAAAUGCAAAUUGUUGAAAUUGUUGAAA
Messenger RNA from Rhagoletis pomonella (apple maggot), 2598 nucleotides. RefSeq names its product rap1 GTPase-GDP dissociation stimulator 1 (gene vimar). The transcript is spliced from 4 exons. The record is from RefSeq and is a predicted model, not a curated record. The coding region runs from base 504 to 2432 and encodes 642 amino acids. Gene Ontology annotation, cellular component: cytosol. Gene Ontology annotation, molecular function: protein binding; guanyl-nucleotide exchange factor activity. Gene Ontology annotation, biological process: positive regulation of GTPase activity. NCBI's taxonomy places the organism in Eukaryota, Metazoa, Arthropoda, Insecta, Diptera, Tephritidae.